GGGCUCAACGUGAAUGCACACAAGAGACAUCCGGGCGGUGGGCACACGUGCUGAGAUUCAACGGCUGUUCUCCAACUUCGAACUUAUCCGUUAGGAACAUAGGUGGAACGGCGCUGAGGCCGGAACCGUUUGUUUGUACGGGACUCUCCGGCUCGGGAAAGCCCUUCGAGAAGCUUGUCCGACUGGACGAAAUUCUUGACAGAGUGCCGGCCGCGUUCGGUGUGGAAGUGCUGAUCUGUGCCAGAACUCUCGCAAGACAUUAGACAGAUGGAUUAAAUAUUCGGUCGCUGAACCGCGCCAAACAAGGUCCCGCACCAUGGGAAAUCAUGUGGAGUUGAAGAAGGAGAUCGGACUACUCUCUGGAGUUUUGAUGGUCGUGGGGACCAUCAUCGGUUCUGGUAUCUUCGUCUCCCCAAAAGGAGUUUUUGAGCCAGUGCAAUCGGUUGGGAUCUCGCUCCUGGUUUGGGCCCUCAGUGGAAUUUUCGCCAUGUUCGGCGGAGUUUGCUACGCAGAGCUCGGAACUUCGUUCCCUCGUAGCGGGGGCGACUACGCGUACACGUUGGAAGCCUUUGGACCUCUAUUGGCAUUCCUACGUUUGUGGAUCACUGUGGUCAUCGUUCAGCCGGCGAGCCUUGCCAUCCUAUCGCUAACCUUCGCCACAUACGCCGUGAAGCCUUUCUUCCCGGACUGUGACCCUCCGACCAGCGCUCUCAAAAUCAUUGGGAUCCUGUGUCUACUGCUUUUAACGUACAUCAAUUGUCGAAGCGUGAAAUUGGCCGUGAAAGUUCAAGACGUAUUCACGGCAGCCAAACUCUCGGCCUUGGGGCUCAUCAUUUUUACCGGAGUCUACCGGAUAUUCAAAGGACAAACCGAUCACUUGGAUUCGGCAUUCGACAACAUUUCAUUAACUCCUGGUGGCCUCGCGGAAGCCUUCUAUUCCGGACUCUUCGCUUUUGGGGGCUUCAACAAUUUGAAUUAUGUAGCCGAAGAGAUGAAAAAUCCAAACAGGAAUCUCCCUCGAGCGAUAUACAUCGGCGUCUCUUUGGUGACGAUUGUCUACGUGCUGGCGAACAUCGCGUACUUCACCGUGGUGUCUCCCAGUGCCAUGAUCGCAUCUCCUGCUGUUGCCGUGACUUUCGCCAAUCAGAUGUUCGGCUUCAUGGCCUGGACCAUGCCCGUCUUCGUGUCCCUUUCUACCUUCGGUGGUCUGAAUGGGAUCAUGUUCACGAUCUCGAGAUUGUUCUUCAUCGGAGCACACGAAGGACAUCUUCCCGCUCUCGUCGGAAUGAUUCACAUAAAACACUUGACACCAACACCGCCGAUAUUACUCUCGACUGGUUUGGCUCUCUUAAUGUUCAUCACGUCUGACAUCUACUCCCUAAUUUAUUACUUAUCUUUCAACCAUUGGCUGUGGAUCGGAGUCUCGAUCCUCGCUCUUCUGCAAUUACGCCGCACCCAACCUGACGUCCCACGGCCAAUUAAGGUAUCCAUAUUCUUCCCGAUCGCCUUCCUGUUCCUGUGCGUUUUUCUGACAGUUGCCGCUAUCAUUGGGAAUCCAUUAGUGAGUCUUUUAAAUAUCGUGAUUCUCCUGAGCGGUAUCCCGGUGUACUACGUUUUCGUCAAACCCAACAAAUCACUCACUGCCGUAAGAGAAGCGUCAGCUCGUGUGACCCGAGAGAUGCAGAAAUUGCUACAAGUCGUUCAGCCGCAGAAAGAGGAGAAACUCUGAGUGCUCCACGUCGGGCGACACUGUACUUCCGCGCGCAUCUGGGAUGAACUAUAGCGUGUCAAAUUAUUGACGAGAAAUCUCCGAUCUGCGGGCUCGUCCUGCCAACCUCAUCGGCCUCCAAUCGACGAUCGCUGGCUCAGCGCCUAAUGGUUGGACUGCGCUGGAAGCGACACCAAAAGCGGGAGACUCAAAUGGUGUGACCGAUGGACCUCCCGCAAAUCACCGAGCGCUCCUCUCCCUGAGAGAGAAGGAGGUGAAAGAAGAUGAUCGAGAAUAAAUGUUGGUUUUGGUCGUUU
Molecule: messenger RNA, 2025 nt
Organism: Galendromus occidentalis (western predatory mite)
Lineage: Eukaryota; Metazoa; Arthropoda; Arachnida; Mesostigmata; Phytoseiidae
Product: large neutral amino acids transporter small subunit 2
Exons: 9
Coding region: 317-1729 (470 amino acids)
Biological process (GO): amino acid transmembrane transport
Cellular component (GO): membrane
Molecular function (GO): L-amino acid transmembrane transporter activity
Source: RefSeq, a predicted model, not a curated record